Molecule: messenger RNA, 981 nt
Organism: Musa acuminata AAA Group (dessert banana)
Lineage: Eukaryota; Viridiplantae; Streptophyta; Magnoliopsida; Zingiberales; Musaceae
Product: photosystem I reaction center subunit III, chloroplastic-like
Exons: 2
Coding region: 93-779 (228 amino acids)
Biological process (GO): photosynthesis
Cellular component (GO): photosystem I reaction center; photosystem I; chloroplast thylakoid membrane
Source: RefSeq, a predicted model, not a curated record
AUGCUAGAGAAACAGUCGUGUUAUUAUAGGAGAGGAAGAUAGCAGCUCAGUGAUCCAAAGGAGGAAGAGAAGUAGGAGAAGUGUACACACCAAUGGCUUCUCUAUCUUCCAUCUCCGCCCUCUCCAAACCCCUCUCCCCAAAUCCCAAAGCUGUCACCUUUAAGCCUCGCUUCUCCAUCUCAUGCUCUUCUUCCUUACCCCAACAACAAGAAGGAGAAGACUCCAUCUCUUCCUCUCUCAAGACCUUCUCCGCGGCCUUGGCGCUCUCUUCCCUCCUCGUCUCCUCCGCCGCCGCCCCUCCCCCAGCGGCCGCCGACAUCUCCGGCCUCACUCCCUGCAAGGAGUCCAAGGCCUUCGCGAAGCGAGAGAAGCAGUCCAUCAAGAAGCUGGAGGCCUCCCUGAACAAGUACGCGCCCGACUCAGCGCCGGCGCUCGCCAUUAAGGCCUCCAUCGAGAAGACCAAGCGCCGGUUCGAGAACUACGGCAAAUUCGGCCUCCUGUGCGGCUCCGACGGUCUGCCCCACCUCAUCGUCAACGGCGACCAGCGGCACUGGGGCGAGUUCAUCACCCCGGGCCUGUUCUUCCUCUACAUCGCCGGCUGGAUCGGGUGGGUCGGACGGAGCUACCUGAUCGCCAUCCGGGACGACAAGAAGCCCACCGUGAAGGAGAUCAUCAUCGACGUCCCGCUCGCCAGCCGGCUGUUGUGGAGGGGCUUCAUCUGGCCAGUGGCGGCGUACAGGGAGCUCGUCAACGGGGAGCUCGUCGCCAAAGACGUGUGAUCCGCCGGUGCAGUUGAGAUGAAACGCCGCUAUCUAUCAAAUUAGCUUCAAACAGUGUCAUAUUGGUGCAAGAAAAAGAGGGGGGGAGGAGCUCAGUUUGGGUUCAUAACACAAAAUCUACAUAUGCUCGAGUGUUGUGUAUUCAAGACUUGUAUAUGUAUUUGUAAUUUAUCUUUGAACUUCCCAUUCUUUUGAAAGCCAA